AUGAUGUUGCCGUACAACGCACACAACAGCUACCAGCCCCAGUUCCCUUCGUCCGAGAUCGAAAUUCCGGAGAAGUGGAAGGUUCCCUACGGACACGAUGAGACUGCUCCGCCUUGUCCUCGUUGUGCAUCUUCCAACACCAAGUUUUGUUACUACAACAACUACAGCUUGUCUCAGCCUAGGUACUUCUGCAAAGGCUGCCGUCGUUACUGGACCAAAGGCGGCUCUCUCCGCAACAUUCCCGUCGGUGGAGGCUGUCGCAAGAGAAGCAGGAGCAGACACAACAGCAGCCACAAAAGGUUUGGUCGGAACAACGAGAAUCUGCAGCCAGAUGGUGCUAUGAACCAAGACGAUGGGUCUCACUCGAGCCCUGCUGGUUCUGAUAUUGAUCUUGCUGCGGUUUUCGCACAGUACGUGACUAACGGGAGCCCUUCGAGCACAGAUAACACUACCGGAUCUGAUCAGGAUUCACUAACUACUCAUGCUUUAGAUUCCCUGAGUUGGGAUAUCUGCCAAGAAACCGAUGUGAAUCUUGGAUUCUACGGAGAGUUAAACAAUUUAACCGAGAAGAUCCAAGAAGGACUUGGUCAGUUUCUCCAAGAAGAUCAAGAGGAGAUGUUCAAGUUCCAAGGUUUGCUGGAUGACAAAGAGAUUCAAGAGAUCCUGGAAUGCUCAUUCUCAGGGGAGCCAGACCAGUUGAUUUCUCAGGGGAGCUUCAUGAUCAAUGGUGAUAAUUGGAGUUCAACAGAUCUUACAACGUUCGGGAUUUGA
This is a messenger RNA of Raphanus sativus (radish), 771 nucleotides long. Its product is annotated as dof zinc finger protein DOF1.2. Gene Ontology annotation, molecular function: DNA binding; DNA-binding transcription factor activity. Gene Ontology annotation, biological process: regulation of DNA-templated transcription. The record is from RefSeq and is a predicted model, not a curated record. Bases 1 to 771 code for a protein of 256 amino acids. The transcript has a single exon. Lineage: Eukaryota; Viridiplantae; Streptophyta; Magnoliopsida; Brassicales; Brassicaceae.